This is a messenger RNA of Pelobates cultripes (western spadefoot toad), 13499 nucleotides long. NCBI's taxonomy places the organism in Eukaryota, Metazoa, Chordata, Amphibia, Anura, Pelobatidae. The record is from the annotation of a GenBank genome assembly.
CCUGGCUAAUAGAAAAUCAUUAGGAUUGCUACUGAGCAUGUGUGGCGGCCAUCUUGGUACACCCAAACAGAUUAACUGCCGAAGCAAGCUUGCUGCGUUCCACCAGAGGAUAUAGCUCUACCUACAGAAAAGAAAACAAGGUAAUUUGGGUCCCCUAGCUCUCUCCUGCCCAAAGACCGCAUGUGUCUUACAGUAACUGAUUAAACCGAUUGGUUCUAUGAAUAGCAGCUUGUCUAAUAUUAGACUGUCAGAUUAACCCAGUGAAGUGACUGGUUUCUGGUUUGUACAGUAAGAGAGAGGCUGAACUCUUGCUGGGGAGCUUCAUAGUGAACGUUCUAGCAGAUGGGUCAUAAAAUAAAAACUUUCCAUGUUAAACGUAGAUCUGUCAGUCGGCUGCAAGGACAGGAAAAUAGACUGUGGAUAAAAGGAAGAGGAGGUCCUAUAUUCUGUCCUAAUUCUUUAAAUUAUUGAAAUUAUUUCCUGUCAUUGGAUGAGUGGGUGGAGCUAACCUUUCAGUAACUACUGCUAUGUAUAGACCAGGAAAUAAAGAUUAUAAAUAUAUAAUUAAACAGUUUAGUUUUUCUGAAAUUAUUCCUACUUUGUUUUUUCAUUUGUAAGUUGAAGUUGUUACACUAAUUUAGUGUAGAUAUUUAUAUAUAUUUUUUCUGACAAGGCAACAGGAAAAUUUGUAACUCCGCAUGGUAUCUCCCCCCUCACAGACCAUAUUACCAAGGGUACAUAUGUUACAGUGAUUCUGUCUGAUAGGUUCUAUUUAAAGGGACACUGUAGACACUCAGAACACUUCAGCUCAUUGAAGUAGUCUGGGUGCAGUGUCCCUCUUGCACAUAGUGCUGCAAUGUUAAACAUUGCAGUUCCAGAGAACUGCAAUGUUUACAUUGCAGCACUAAGUCUGCCCUUAGUGGCGUUCUACCAGACAGCCACUGGGGCAGCUUCCAGAAUCGAAAUGGACUCUCUGUCCGUUAUUUGACACUGGACAUCCUCACACUCUGCAUGAGAACCUCCAGCGUCAGAUUUUCUCCCCCCAUAGGAAAGCAUUAAUGCGCAUUAGACCCCGUUCGUCGCUGGGCGGAGUAGGGGGCAAAGGGUUCGACCCAGCGCCAGGGGACAUUGAUGCUGGGAUAAGGUAAGUAAAUUAAGGGUUUUUAACUCUUUAUUUACCAGGGGGUGAGGGGGGGCAUGAGCGGAGGCAUUGGGAUCGGUAGUGCCAGGAAUACAGCUUUGUACUCCUGGCACUACAGUAUCCCUUUAAGUAAAACCGUUUUUAAUAUUAUAUAUAAAUCUGUAUAUGGGUCACUUUAAGGAAAGGGCACAGACACACAUACACAAUGCUGCUUUCAUACUCUCACUAACUCAUAUACUUUUAUUGACAUACAAACACUCUCACUAACAUAUAUGCAUAGUCAGAAUUUUUUUUACACACACCAGUUUAUAUGCAAAAAACAACAACUCUCUCAUCAGCCUCAGCCAGUAUUACCAGGAACCCAAGCAAGCCGCCCUCCUGGACACAAAUGGGGCUUUCUUUACAUACCAUUAUUUAUAUAAUCUCAUGUAAUUUAAUUUAAAAAAAAUAUGAUGAAAAAUUGAAAAAAAAUACAUAUACCACUGUGGAGGAUUGGACAUCAUCAUCAUCUAUAUCAAGAGACGGGGAUUGUACUGUCCAGGCGCUGUACGGCAGAGCUCUGAGUAGCUCUGCAAAGUGUGAGUGAGUCCUCUAUUAGUUUAUAUAUGUUCUUAUUCGUUUGACAUAUUGCACUAUUAUUGUUUUUUUUUUAUUUCUCUUUGAGGGUUUUAUAUAUCCCUAACCACAGGACUGUCUGUAUGUAUAUAUUUUAAUUGUUCUAUCUUUUAUACUAUCUUGGCGCGGUUUACCACUUUUUGUUUUUAUUGUUUUAUUAUUGUUAGCGGGUAUUGGGAAUUCUUGCUGGUUCACUGCUGCCCAUAUUCAGUUUAUUUAGUGAGCGCCUAUUCCCUUCUUUUUUGCAAAAAACAACAACCCCCUUAUCAUACAGAAUACCUGUACUAACUCUGACUUGAGGAGAAGAAGAAUAGUGUAUAGAGCUCAUGGAUUAUAAACUUAUCUCAUAAUAAAUUAACUAAUUUGAGCGGGGCCUUCUUCACCUCUUGUCUGUUAUAUUCCUCAUGUUAAUUACUUGUCAAAUAUUCCCAUUUUAUUGUAAAGUGUCCAUAUUACGUUAUACAAAAUGCUAAUAAUAAAAUACUGGGCAUGUGUAUAUACUAGGGUAAAAUGUGUGUAGAUGUAGUAUGUGUAUAUGGGGUUAUUGUGACGGAAUGCCGGCACUCCGACCGAGUACCUCCGCCAAUCAGUGUUCCUAGUGCUUGCCGAGGACUCUAAGCACUCCAACCGACACCAUCAGCACUGCAGACCCCACUUCCAGCGAUGCAGCUGCACCGGGGUCUCGCCUUCCUUUACCCACCCUGGACCCAAGGCCAGGAUCCAGCUUCCAGUGGGCAGACCUCUCUUCCUCCAGAGAGCGUAGCAGGAACAAGAACAGCUCUUACAAGAGCUUACCCUGGGGAGUAUAGUGUGAUUAUAGCAAUCCCCAGAGUGUAGUUAUCCCAUCCCCCAAGCAUGAGCCAAGGCUUCAAGAAAGGGUCAAGCAGGUCUAAGGUUUAAUGACAUACUCUACUUUUAUGCAAUUCUCCCAUGAAGGGAGACACCCACAGACAAUUAAGAAUUAUCCCAUCUACAACUGGUUACAUUCCACACCUCUCCUCCCCUUAGCCUGAGAGAUAACACAUUUUACACACUUUCUAUAACUUUAACAUUAUACAUCACGUUCACAUAAAACUUAAAUUUUAGCGUGUGUGUAUAAGGAGUGGGAUAGGGGGCUUAAUUAAGUUAAAUAAAAUGUUCCCUUCCACUUGUUACCUUUAGGGAGGCGGGGUGUCAUUCAGAUUUCUGUGGUUCAGCAGGCUGUCUAUGUAGUCUGCACCUGGAGGAGACGAGAAGCAUAAAGCUGCCUGGAUUUCCACCGCAUUAGGGCCUCCUGUGGCAUUAAAGUUCACAGACCAAUUAAGGAGAAGAGAGCUCUCAUUGAGCCUUUUUAGGCCAUUUACCUUUUGUGAGUGUACAGAUGAGUCACAGAUAGCUUCCCUCUGGCUCCUAUGACUUUUACAUCACUCAUCAGACCUGGGUAGAGGAACAUAAUGCCUGCUUGUUUCUCCAUAUUUGAAAAGGGCCAGAGGCAUCUAAAAGUAGAUGCUGGGGUGAUUGUUAAUAAGAAAUAGGGGCCAUUGUGGCCUCCAUCUAUCUCUAAAUUAAUAUAUUAUGUGCUGGAUCACCAAGAACCUCAAAGCAGCAUUGUAAGUGGCAGACUCUGCAGUGCUUCCUUGCAGUUUUAUUCCAGUGUGCCAGCCAGUGCUCCAACAUACUCAAUGAUAGCAUCACUUUUGAUAUACAUCUGAAUGCCGCUGGCAGUUUACGACGCUGUCCACACUUCACAGGGGACUGUCUGAGGACCCUGCCGCAAGCCAUUAGCUGGAGGUAAUUAUAUGUCCUGCUUUGUCUGGCAGACAAAAUGUAAGGUGUUAAAUGUAAGGUGCCAGCUGUUUGUGACGGCACCUGCAAGAGAUCAGCUUUUCACAGUAUGAGGUUGUUUGUAAAGUAUGUUUGACCACAGAAAAUGAAACUGUUUGCAAUAAUAGGAAUCAAUAUUUUGAUACACAACAAUGGAUUUAGAAGAUAUUCACAUUAAAGGGACACUAUAGUCAGCAGAACAACUACAGCUUAUUGAAUUUGUUCUGGUGAAUAGAAUCAUUACCUUCAGGCUUUUUGCUGUAAACACUGUCUUUUCUGAGAAAAAGCAGUGUUUGCAUUACAGCCUAGUAAUAACUUCACUGGCCACUCCUCAGAUAGCUGUUAGAGAUCCUGCCUGGGUCAUGGCUGCCUAAAAUGCAUCCAAACAUUCAGUGUGUCCACCCUCUGCAUGCAGACACUGAACUUUCCUCAUAGAGAUUGAUUAAUUCAAUUCAUCUAUAUAAAGAGAAGCUGAUUGGCCAUGGCUGUGUUUGAAUCAUGCUGGCUCUGCCCCUGAUCUGCCUCCUUGUCAGUCUCAGCCAAUCCUAUGGGGAAGCAUUGUGAUUGGAUCAAGCCACCACUUCUGAUGAUGUCAGCUGACAGCUUGUUUUUCUGAGGCAAACAGCAUGCAGAUCUACAGCUUCAGGCUUGAAUACAGUCAGAUUUUGCUAUAUUUAUGGAGGCAUGAAGGACCCAGGGGGGCUAGAUGGUGGUUUUAACACUAUAGGGUCAGGUACCCCGGCCAGGUAAAUGUUAGCAGAGUAGGCACCUGUAAUGUGGGGAAAGCAGGUGCCUACUCUGCUUUAACACCAGCAUGUACUUGCGGCUCGCCGGGCCACAAAGAUGGUCCUUGUGGGCUGCGUGCGGCCCCUGGGCCGCGAGUUUGACAUGCUUGGUGUACAGUAAUAUAAUUGUACUAUUUGUGUCGUGAUUACCCAAUGGGCCUAGGUUGCAAAUCAAGGUUCUUUGAUAUUCUGUGCCUGAUGACUUUCAAGCUAGGAUAUUGUAUUGUUCUUAAUUGCCUGUUUCUUUUAAGAAAUAUUCUUUACUAUCUAACUGUACAUAAACAGUAUGUGUGCCUUAUUUGCUCCCAGGCAGAAGCUUCCUCUCCUUUCUAUAGAUGCUCCUGUCACCUUUUCUGCAAUUUUACCAAGAAUAGCCAACCCCACUUCCUUAUCACCUUUUACCUGCAGUGAUACUAGAUGGCCUGGAGAGGUGCUUGAGAAUUACCCUACUCUCCACAGAUCUUGUUAACCAUUCCACACACUGUUACUGGAUUUUUGUGUUUGAUUUUAUGCAUAUUUGCACAUGUUUUGGUAAUGCAUGCAGAAUGUUGUGAUUUUGUCAUUUUUGUUAUACUCUCCUGCCACCCCCUCCCCCCCCCUGCAUCCCUGGCUGAUAUUAUCAAAAUUGGCGAUCUUGACCAAUGGAAAGUAUUGGGAAGCUAAUGUGCACGUUCUGCGCCAAUCAGUAUCUCCUUAUAGAGAUGCAUUGAAUUAAUGCAGCUCUAUGGGGAAAGUUCAACGCCUUCAUGCAGUGUGUGACCGCCACUGCAGGUGUCCCUAGGUAGUAAUGUAAAAACUGCCUUUUCUCUGUUUACAUGAAAAUACCUGCAAGAACUGACUAUACUCACCAGAACAACUACAUUAACCUGUAGUUGUUCUGUUUACUAUCGUGUCCCUUUAAGUCCAACCAUUUAAGGAUCAAUAAUAUGGCUAUUCUCUUUCCUCCUUUACCUUUGUUAGGUGUUGACUCAUAUCUAUUAUCUCUCACUAACAAAGUAACUGAAAUCUGUUAUAUUAUGUGCUAUUACAUUUUUUUCCAUUCCACAAAAUUCACAUUAAAAAAUACUAGGGAUCGACCAAUUAUCGUUUUUGCCAAUAUUCCGAUUUUUUUGUUUUUGUUGUUGUUGUAAGUAUUGGUAUCGGCCGAUAAUCAUCUGCAAUACCGAUAAUGAAUGGGUGGGAUGGCGCGUCACGUCCAUAAGGCGGCACAAGUGGUCGUAAUGUCUUUAAUGACUACUGCCGCCAGACUGAUUUUCCUCUCUAGUCGGUCCUCUCACACCACACCCCUCUGUCAGUCCUUACAUUGGCUUCCUGUAUCCUAUAGGAGUCAAUUCAAAGUGCUAACCCAUACCUAUAAAGCACUGAACAGUUCUAGCCCCUUAUAUCUCUUCACAGAUCCGUAGGUAUGCCCCUUCCCGGUCUCUCCACUCUGCCCGUGACCUUCUCCUGUCCGCUGCUCGCACCCGUAUGGCCAACUCACACUUGCAGUACUUCUCACGGGCGUCUACCUUCCUAGUUUUCGAUCGUUUAAGAAGUGCCUUAAAACCCACCUCUCAGCCCAUUUGUUUUGCUUUUUCCAUUGAACCCCUAUUUUCUGCCAUUUUUAAAUGUAAGUGAUAUCAACUCUUAGUCACCUAGAAAGUAUAUUGUGCCAGUGGCAGAAAUGCCAAGUUUGGAUAUUGUCAAGCUAGCGGGGCUUAACUCAAGUUCAACCCUUUGUGAAAUUCUAAAAUGUAGGAAAAAUACAUAGGACAAAUUAGUUCCUGCUUUGUCUUAUGUUUUAAAGAGCAAUAGAUCAGAAAGGAAGAAAAGAUUCUGAAAGAAGAAGAUAAAAGGAAACCAUAGGAGAAAGGCAAGUUUGAAGUGACAGAGCUACUUUAAAUUGGGCGUAACAGAGCUACUUCUUAUUUUAGAGGUUAUGAACUCCCUGGCAUUUAUGCCCUACUAGACUUUAUAGUGUAGAGGAGAAGCAGGAGGUUUGUGCCUCCAUGGCACUAUCCACUGUUCCCUUAUCCCUUAUGCAUCCUCUGCUUUCUCCAUUUUUUUUAUUUCACUAUAGUCACCCAGACAACUUCAGCUCAAAGAAGUGGUCUGGGUGGCAGGUCCCUCAGGUUUUAACCCUUCACAUGUAAACAUAGCAGUUUCAGAGAAACUGCUAUGUUUACAUAGCAGGGUUAAUCCAACCUCUAGUGGAUGUCUUCCUGACAGCCACUAGAGGCGCUUCUGCAUGCAGAAUGUCCAUAGGAUGCUUUCCUUUCCUAUGGACUGUUAGAAUGCACGCUCUUGCCGCGCAUGCGGAUUCCACUCCACUCGGAAGCUGACGUUGGCAGGGGAGGAGAGGUCACCAGCGCCGAGGGAUCCUGGUGCUGGAUUAAAGGACCACUAUAGGCAUCCAGACCACUUCAGCUUAAUUAAGUGGUCUGGGUGCCAGGUCCAGCUAGGCUAUAAACAUAGAAGUUUCAGAGAAACUGCUAUGUUUAUAAUAGGGUUAAUCCAGCCUCUAGUGGCUGUCUCAUUGACAGCCGCUAGAGGUGCUUCCGCGCUUCUCACUGUGAUUUUCACAGUGAGAAGACGCCAGCAUCCAUAGGAAAGCAUUGAGAAUGCUUUCCUAUGGACUGGCUCCUGCCGCGCAUGCGCAUUCAGCCGAUGACGGCGCUAUGGAAGAGGAGGAGGAGGAGGAGAGUUCCCUGCCCGGCGCUGGAAAAAGAGGUAAAUUUAACUCCUUCCACCCCCUAGAGCCCGGCAGGAGGGGAUCCCUGAGGGUGGGGGCACCCUCAGGGCACUAUAGUGCCAGGAAAACGAGUAUGUUUUCCUGGCACUAUAGUGGUCCUUUAAGGUAAGCUGCUGAUUCAGCACCACGGGAGGGGAACCCUGAGGGUGAGGGUCCCCCAAGGAUAGUGUCAGGAAAACGGGUUUGUUUUCCUGACACUAUAGUGAUCCUUUAAUUGCGGGAGAUGCAGCACAAUAGACAGUGCAAAACAAUGCUUGAUACCAAUAUGUUUGUAAAAUAUCAAAGAAAGCAUAUAUAAUAGAAUCCAUGUUACAGUAUACAUAAGACAGGUGUCAUUAUAAUCUGAUCCCCAAAUUAAGACAUAAACUGAGCUAUUGAACCAUGUGAAGUGUCUGUCGACGUAGAGGUGAUUGGGUAAAAGUCUGGGAAUAGUGUAAUUUCAGGCUUGAGUGUGUGUGUGUGUGGGGUGGUUAAAAUAGUAUCCUAAAUAACUGACCAAUAUUCAAGGUUCACUUGGCAAAUCAGUAAAAUGCACUUGGUGUGGCAUGCAAAUUGGCAUGAGCAGUAAGUAUAAUGCAAAAAUUUAAUUAAGGCAAGCAGAGGAAAAGUUUAAACUUAAAAGGCAAAGAAAUACAGACACAAUCCUUCUCCCUUACUAUCAUUGUGUUUGUCUCAUACUCUUGGGACAAAUAGAGUAACUUUUCGGAAAUCCCAAACACAAGCCUUGGAAGUCCUGGAUUCAGAGGGUAGUUUGGUAAUCGCUGAAUGUAUGACAAUGCAUGAUGAUGUCAUGAGGAGCCAAUGUCGGACUCCUUGGGACUUUACAAUCUGGUAAGCUCCAUCUAAGGUCAUGGCCUUGGCUUGCUUGGUAGGCAGAAGAAAGGUUACAAGAUGCCCUGAGAAAUUAGGUAACUCCUCAGCUAUUACGAUGUCGGAUAUUCUAUGGAUCAUGUCAUCCAACAUGUCAACAAGGCUGUGCAGUCUGAAUUUGCUUGAAUAUUUUCACCAUUUGACAUAGGUCCAUCAUGUCCUCUUUUGCAGUCGUGACUCUCCCUGUGAUACAGCAUAGAUAAUAAUAUAACAGCGUAUAACUCGGAUCAAAACAUUUACUUAAAGGGACACUCCAGGCACCCGGAUCACUUCUGUCCAUUGGAGUGGUCUGGGUGCCAACUCCCACUACCCUUAACCCUGCAAGUGAAAACUGCAAUAUUUACCUUGAAGGGUUAGGUCCUCCUCUAGUGGCUGUCUUCUAGAACACGAAAAGUGUGCUAUAACAUUGCUGGACGUCCUCACGCUAUGUGAGGACCUCCAGCGUUGCUGAAAUCCCCAUAGGAAAGCAUUGAAAUCAUUAUUCAAUGCUUUCCUAUGGGGAGGUCUAAUGCGCGUGCGCGGCAUUGCCACGUAUUCACAUUUGAUCUCCCCUGCCGCUGGCCAGGGAAGCUCAAUAGGUCUCUCCUGCCGGAUGACGUAGGCGGGGGAGGAGCGUGGGCGGACCCUGACCCAGUGCAGAGGGACAUCGGCGCUGGAUACAGGUAAGUCACUGAAGGGGUUUUAACCCCUUCAGCAACAUUGGAUGAGGGGUGGGAGAGAGAGGGGACCUGCAGUGCCAGGAAAACGGUUUGUUUUCCUGGCACUGGGGAGUCCCUUUAAUGUGGAAUAAAAGGUUUUUGACAUCUUUUAGGUGGAUGGUAUGUCAUCAGACUCUGAGGAGCUAUCACCUCUUGUUUUCACUGUCCGCUUCAUGACAGCUUCACUACUGGUGGGUCUUCAGGUGGUGCAGACCAGAGAUACAUAUCUCCUAUGUCUCUGUGUUGGCCCUCAGAUACAGAUUUCUGUUGAUGAGAUCUACGAUCCAUAAUAUUUAUUAGUGUAAAGAGAGGAGGAGCGGGUGUGAGAGAGCUGAUAAGCUCCAGUAGUGCAGGCAAUUGAUCGAUUCCAACAGCAGCAUUCAUCUCAACCAUCUCAACCCCCUUUGCCUCCAGUUGGGCAGAGAGUUGCAGAUUCCCUGAGAAUGUUGUCUCCAGUCACAACAGCAACUCAUUCACAGGCUUCUGUUGUUACUCCAGAUGGUUCACAGUGGAUGCAACUGUCACAAAGUCCAGAGACCGGUUUUGAAACUCUUGUCCAGUGAAGGCAAACCUUUUUGAGCCCGAGAGCCAAAACCACAAUACAAACCAACUUUUUUUCCACAAAGUGCCAACACGGCAACUAAACCGGAAUAGUGAGGUUUAAGUUUAGAAAAAACAACUCAUACAGUUGUCUGAACUAGGGGUGUAGUGUGUGCAUGGGGUGCAGUGCGAACACUGUGUGUAGGAGGGUGUAGUGGGGGCAGUGUUUGUUUGGGGGUGCAGUGUGGUUAUGGUGGUACAGUGGGUGUAGUGUCUAUUGGAGUACAGUGGGGGCAGUAUGUGUGUAUGGGGAUGCAGUGGGGACAGUGUGUGUAUGGGGAUGCAGUGGGGGCAGUGUGUGUAUGGGGGUGCAGGGGCAGUGUGUGUAGUUGGGGGCUGAUCAAAACAAAUGUGUGGUUUUUUGUUUGUUUGUUUUUUUAAAUUUAUUUUUGUUUGGGGGUGCAGUGUGGUUAUGGUGGUACAGUGGGUGUAGUGUCUAUUGGAGUACAGUGGGGGCAGUAUGUGUGUAUGGGGAUGCAGUGGGGACAGUGUAUGUAUGGGGAUGCAGUGGGGGCAGUGUGUGUAUGGGGGUGCAGUGUGUGUAGUUGGGGGCUGAUCAAAACAAAUGUGUGUUUUUUUUGUUUGUUUUUUUAAAUUUAUUUUAAAAAAUAUGCUUUAUAUCCCCACUCCCUUCUUACUUUUGCCCAGGGAGAGGGGAUAUCGAUUGUGAUGCCCUGGUGGUCCAGUGGAGAAUCCCUGUCGGUUCUAGUGGGGAGUGAACUCUAGCCUGCAGAUCCACGGUAACCGCUGCAAUGCUCGGUGCUCGCGAGAGGAGACCCGGCGGAGCUGCAAGCUAGAGCUCCCGGGUCUCCUCUCCCUCCAAUGCCGUCAAUGUGCCUGCAGACCGGUGAUGGAGAUCUCUGAUCACCCUCCGGUCCGUGAAGGCACUCAGCAGGGCCGGCGCUUGGAUAUCCAGGCGAUAUUUGGCUACGUGCCAUAGGUUCGCCAUCGCUGCUCUAGUCAGACCCUUACAUGUCGAUCAGAAAAUAAUGCAAAGCAAUAACACCCACUAUGCAUUUAUUUUGCAGGUAAUCUACAGGAAGGACACAAAAAUGUUUGUGCCACAAGGUAAAAUAUUAUAUUUUGGUAUUUGCCAAACAGCUUAUGCAACAGGGAAACAUUUACCUGCUGAAAAUUGGAUGACAAUCAUUGUCACGCCAAGGGUGCAUCAUUCAUUGUUGCACUAUGAAAUAUUGCCAUUUAAUGUAAUUUGUGUAGUGAAUAUAUGAAUUGGUUGCAAGGUCAGAUGACAGAAGGGAUAAUGUAAAUGGUAUAGGAAUGUGAAAGGAGGCAGAUGGUUUGCAACAUGGAUUGAUCCUUUGAUUAAUGAAAGGCUCUGCAGUAGGGAUCGACCGAUUAUCAGUCUGGCCGAUAUUCAGUAUUUUCGGCAAUAUCGGUAUUGGCCAAUAGAGAUACCGAUAUUGCCGAUAAUACAUAGCAGGACCACCAGGCCCAUUACAAGACCGGCGGUCCUGGGGGGCUCGCAGCAAGCGCUUACUUACCUUCCCAGCAGCUCCCUUCAGCUCCCCUGUGUAAAUCUCGCAGGUCCAGCGGCCUUCAGGGCAUUGCCACGGGUUACCAUGGCAACUGGCCGCGAGAUUUAGACAGGGAGCUGAAGGGAGCUGCUGGGAAGGUAAGUAAGCGCUUGCUGCGGGCCCCUCUGUACUUUCCAUGCCACUGGACCACCAGGGAAUGCUGUAUCCCCCUCCCUGGCCAGGCAACAAGCAGGGAGGGGGGACUAAAUUUUUUUAUAAUAAUUAUUAAAUAUUUAAAAAUAAAAAAUACCCCUACCCCCAUAUUACAUACCUACAGAAACACACACACACACUGCAUUAUAUAUAUAAACACACUACACAAACACACUGUAUAUAAUGCAAAGUCACAGAACUGGCUGCAGAAUAGAGUUUAUUAAAUUGAGGCCAUUGCUGGAAAAGGAUAUAAGGUGGAGGAAAUUUUCAACUGUGCUAGUUCGGCCUAAAUUUUGCAAAUCCAUUUUAAAUUCAGUUAACCACAAUUCACUGGUGUUUAUUCAUCAUAACUUAUUGACAAAAGUGAAACUCGUUUAGAAGUCAAAGAAUUUAAUAUUUUAAACUACAGUAGCCAAAAAGAAACUAUAAUGCCACAGAGAUAACGAUAAAUAUUUACCAAAUGCUUGGAUGGACUGGCUGAUUAUGCCACCAUUUUGGAGCCAAGGCAGGGUCAGAAACAGGAUGAAGCAGCAGGGAGAGAAGUGCUUAACAAAAUUCCAGCCCUGCUGCUUAAGAUAAAGUUAGCUCGUGCACAUGAUUUAGUACAUUGUGGCCACAAAAUAUGUAAAUGUAUCUGACCUGAUGACUUUUUCUAGUUUGGCUAUUUUGGUCUACAAUUUGUAAUGCAAAUUAACAACAAUUCACACAAAAUAGUUGAAAUAGUAUGUUAGGAUCAGAUUUAAAAAAAAAAAUCAAAAAAUCUUCUAAACAAACAUUUUGAAAAAUAGUUUUGUCUUUAACAUUCCAAAAAUGAUGCACCAAAUCUCGAAUUGAACAUAAAGAUGCAUCUUCAUCAUAGUGUACGAUUUAUGCCACGUAAAUGUACUGUAAAAGAUUUCUAUAUAACCUUUCAUUUCCUAUGUGAUGCACAUCAUCAGGCAGAUUACUAAUCUCACUUAUUUCUUGCCACAGGAAAUUGAUGUCAAGCCAGGAAGAAAAAUGGUGGCACACUGGAGAAGAAUGCUUUUCCUCCUUCUAGCAACUUGCAAAUUUUUUCUGAUUGAAUGCAUAACAGAUGAGGAAGUUCCAGACGAAUGGAUGCUCCUUCAUGUAAUCCAGGGACAAAUAGGGGCAGGGAACUACAGUUAUCUUAGGUUAAACCAUGAAGGAAAGAUAAUACUCAAAAUGUAUAGCCUUCGGGGUGAUGCUGAUAUUUACAUUUCUGCUUCAAACCUUCAUCCAAGUUUCGAUGAAUAUGAGCUGCAAUCAACAACCUGUGGGCUUGAUACGAUUACGGUGCCAGAUCAUUUCAGUCGUCCAGUGGGCAUAGGAAUUUAUGGCCAUCCCUCUUAUCUGGAAAGCGAAUUUGAACUGCAAGUAUUUUAUGACCAAACCAUCCAUGAGGAUCCUUAUGCUGAUGCUUCUUUUGAUCCCGAAGAUGUAGAAGCAAGUCAAAAAAAGCAGGGACAGACACCACUUGAUACAUCUCAGGAGGAAGAAUCUGUGCUGAGGACUAUCCUAAUAGGGAUACUGAAAAUAAUUCUUGAGAUUCUUUUUUAAUUACUUUCGUAUUUCAUAAAUUCAAAGCACUUGUUUGUAAUUUUAAAUAACUGGAAUUGUAAAAUGCCCCUCUUGUAUUUUUUAUUAAUCUUGUGUGAUGAAGCUUUUAGUGCUGACUCUGUAACCACCACACAAAGUAAAUUCAAAGCUGGAUUUUUCUGUUGCUGUGGGGUUUCAGCGUUUGACACUUUGCUUCAUUUAAUAACAGUGAAAUAUUUUCAAACUGUAAAAAUAAAUUUGGUUAUUCAGAAUGUAUUUUGAUUAACAGUUAAAGAUUUGAAUCUGUAUAACAUUUUUGCAAUAUUAUUGGGAAUAAAACCAUAGCAGCAGCUGCUAUUUUUCUGCUAUAUUAACAGUAGAAGUAUUCAUUAUUCACCCUUGUUGAGGCAAUCCCAUUAACAGGAAGCCUAUUCUUGUGGCAGGUAUUUUUUAUAUCAUAUUUACAAUAAUAUGUGUAAAUAUAAACCUUUCACAUGGUCUUGGUUUCAGCCUAGAAAUUAUCCCUAGUUUUAAUUUUUUUGUUUCCUUAUAAAACAGGAAAAAAUAAAUGCAAAAAUUAAAUGAACUAGUAAGGAAAGAACGCCAGUGUUUGUGACCAAGUGGCUACUAAAAAAGACUGGACAUACCCCAUUUGCAAUUCCUUGGGUUGUCUCUUAUUGCAAAUGGUAUGCCAUCAUGGGGGCAAUUCUCAGUCCUGGGCUACCAUACGGUAUCAAAGGCAAUGUAACCAAUCUGGUGAAUUUCAAUGUGAAAAAAAUGUAACAUGCUAUAUUUGACCCUGUAACUUCCCAAAACACCAUAAAACCUGUACAUAGGGGGUGUUGUUUUACACGUGAGAUAUCGCUGAAUACAAAUGUGUAUUUUAUUGCAGUAAAGUCAAACAAUAUUAGGAUAUUCACAGUUAGAAUGUCACAUAGAACUAAACAUUUUUUGUUAACAAAAUCUUUUCUCCCUUUUUUUAUAUUUUAUUCAUAUUAAAUUAUGUUUUAUACCUAAAUAUUUGAUUUU